UCCGAGUUUCGGCGUUCAGAUUGGAGAUGGAAGUGUGGUUCGUUGCAAUCGUAUAUGCAAGGAUGUCCCAGUUCAGUUACCGGGUUUGACUAUUACUCAAGAUUUUUACCCUUUUUCUUUGGUGGGCUCAGAUUUAGUAUUGGGUAUUAAGUGGCUUGCAUCUCUUAAUACCAUCCAAGCAAAUUGGAAUGAGAUGUUUUUGAUCUUUUGGGUGAAUGGAAAGAAGUAUAAAUUGCAGGGGGUGCCAAGAAAAGAAAGUCAGGGUGCCAGUCUUAAUAUUAUGGCCCCAGUUGAGCCAAACUUAAAUUCAGAUAAUUCUGAUCACAUAUACCUUGGCAGUCUGUUGAAUGAGUUUGAUGCUGUUUUUGAUGAACCCAGAACCUUGCCACCCUUCAGAGAACACUACCAUGCUAUUAAUCUCAUCCCUGGUUCUCAACCUCCGAAUCGAAGGCCGUAUAGAUACCCCUAUUUUCAGAAGAAUGAGAUUGAAAGGCAGGUAGAGGACCUACUUCAAAAGGGCUUCAUCCGUCCUAGUUACAGCCCCUUUGCUAGUCCGGUUUUGUUGGUGAAGAAGCAAGAUGAUUCGUGGCGCAUGUGUGUGGACUAUAGGGCCCUAAACAAAAUCACUGUCCCAGACAAAUACCCUAUACCCAACAUAGAUGAACUUCUGGAUGAAUUACAUGGUGCCACCUUCUUUUCCAAGAUUGAUUUACGCUCCGGUUACCACCAAAUCAGGGUUCGAACAAUAGACAUCCCCAAAACUGCUUUCCGAACUCAUAGUGGUCACUAUGAGUACGUUGUCAUGCCUUUCGGUCUCACCAACGCACCAGCUACUUUUCAGGCAGCAAUGAAUGAUCUUUUCCGCCCAUAUCUGAGGAAAUUUGUCCUGGUCUUUUUUGACGAUAUACUUGUGUAUAGCCAGACUGCAGACUUGCAUAAACAGCACCUCCGUACGAUUUUGCAGGCCCUCAAACAUCAUUCCUAUUUUGCCAACUUAAAGAAAUGUGCUUUUGGUCAGACUCGAAUAUCCUUUCUGGGGCAUCGAAUCUCUGCCCAGGGCGUGGAAACCCAUCAUGAGAAGAUUAGUGCAAUAAGGGAGUGGCCAAUCCCAACAACAGUGACUGAACUUCGUGGUUUUUUGGGCCUCGCAGGUUACUACCGUCGCUUUGUGAAGAACUAUGUGCAACACUGGCGCCAUUAUUUAUUGGGACGUCAUUUCACAGUUCGUACGGACCACAACAGUCUCAAGAAUCUUAUGGAUCAGCAAAUGCUAACAAACAGCCAGCAACGUCUCAUUCUCAAACUUCUCCCAUUCGACUUCAACAUUGUUUAUAAGGCGGGAAGGGAGAAUGUUGGAGCAGAUUCUUUAUCUCGAAGACCACAACAUGCCGACUUCCUUAAUAUGGUGGUUCCAUUGCCUAUGGAUUUCUUGGAUUUGGAAGAGGCAUUGUUACAGGAUCCGUUUACUGCCCCAAUUAUCACUGCCUUACUGCAGGAUGCUCAAUCCCAACCUGGGUACUCCUUGGUCCAGCAACGUUUAUACUACAAUGGAAGGCUAGUGAUA
This is a messenger RNA of Cuscuta epithymum, 1564 nucleotides long. The record is from the annotation of a GenBank genome assembly. Lineage: Eukaryota; Viridiplantae; Streptophyta; Magnoliopsida; Solanales; Convolvulaceae.